CGCCGGAGCCGCUCUUCAGCGUUUGCGCUGUCGGUCGUCGCUUCUGUGUCGUCUCCCCCCCCCCCUUCUGAUCCCCGGCCCGGCGGCUCCCGCCUCCUCCGCGGCUACACCGCCUCUUUCCUCCCCUGGUCCCUUCUUCCUCGCCCUCCUCCUUUGCUCCUUCCCUUCCUCGCCGCCGCCCAGGACCGCCGGCCCGGGUACGAGCUCCGGGGAAGCAGCCAGUGCUUCAUCCUCAGCAGACAGGUGCUGUCUAAACACUGCCACAGUGAAGUUUACUCUGCAGUAAACUAAAAGGACUCCCUGACUACUUGCCUGUCAUCCAGAAAGUAUAGCUCCUACCACUGAGCUCAAUGUACUUUGCGUGAAACUGGAAAGAAAACCAAUGUAUAAGCCUGUGGACCCCCACUCUCGGAUGCAGUCCACCUACAGCUACGGAAUGCGUGGAGGCGCCUAUCCCCCCAGGUACUUUUACCCAUUUCCUGUUCCGCCGUUACUCUACCAAGUUGAGCUUUCCGUGGGAGGACAGCAGUUUAACGGGAAAGGAAAGACGAGACAAGCUGUGAAGCACGAUGCUACCGCCAGAGCAUUGAGGACUCUGCAGAACGAGCCUCUACCAGAGAGGCUGGAGAUGAAUGGAAGAGAAUCAGAAGAGGAAAACCUCAAUAAAUCAGAAAUAAGCCAAGUGUUUGAAAUCGCACUGAAGCGGAAUUUGCCUGUGAAUUUUGAGUCUUUCCCUCUGACACAGGUGGCCCGGGAGAGUGGCCCACCCCACAUGAAGAACUUUGUGACCAGGGUUUCAGUCGGGGAGUUUGUAGGGGAAGGAGAGGGCAAAAGCAAGAAGAUCUCCAAGAAGAAUGCAGCAAGGGCCGUGCUGGAGCAGCUGAGGAGGCUGCCACCUCUGCCUUCUGUGGAGCGGGUGAAGCCCAGAAUCAAGAAGAAAAGUCAGCCUGCAUGCAAGCUACAGACAGCCCCGGAUUAUGGCCAGGGGAUGAAUCCUAUUAGCAGACUGGCACAGAUUCAGCAGGCCAAAAAGGAAAAGGAGCCGGAGUACGUGCUCCUUACAGAGCGAGGCCUUCCACGUCGCAGGGAGUUUGUGAUGCAGGUAAAGGUUGGGAAUCACACUGCAGAAGGAGCGGGUACCAAUAAGAAGGUGGCCAAACGCAAUGCUGCCGAGAACAUGCUGGAGAUCCUGGGGUUCAAAGUUCCCCAGGCGCAGCCUGCCAAGCCAGCACUCAAAUCAGAAGAGAAGACCCCAGUAAAGAAACCAGGAGACGGAAGGAAAGUAACGUUUUUUGAACCUAGCCAUGGGGAUGAAAAUGGAACUAGUAAUAAGGAGGAUGAGUUCAGGAUGCCUUAUCUUAGCCAUCAGCAGCUGCCAGCUGGAAUCCUCCCCAUGGUGCCGGAGGUUGCCCAGGCUGUUGGGGUUAGUCAAGGACACCACACCAAAGAUUUCACCAGGGCAGCUCCGAAUCCUGCCAAGGCCACGGUAACUGCCAUGAUAGCUCGCGAGUUGUUGUACGGGGGCACCUCGCCCACAGCCGAGACCAUUUUAAAGAGUAACAUCUCUUCAGGCCACGUACCCCAUGGACCUCGCACAAGACCCUCUGAGCAACUAUACUACCUUUCCAGAGCCCAGGGAUUCCAGGUUGAAUACAAAGACUUCCCCAAGAACAACAAGAACGAAUGUGUCUCUCUCAUCAAUUGCUCCUCGCAGCCGCCCCUCAUCAGCCAUGGCAUUGGCAAGGAUGUGGAGUCUUGUCAUGACAUGGCUGCAUUGAACAUUUUAAAGUUGCUGUCUGAGCUGGACCAACAGAGCACAGAGAUGCCGAGAACAGGAAAUGGACCAGUGUCAGCGUGUGGGAGGUGCUGAACCUUUUCUGGCCACAAACCAUUAUAAAUCCCAACAUGUAUACUGAAAAUACUGGGAACUGCUUUCAAAAUUUGGAAUUUCUGAUAACUCUAGUGGGCCGAGACAUGAAUAUAGAAGGUGGCAGCAGUAGCAAAGAAGACACAGAGACUCCAGGUGGUGUGGCCUUGGUUGUGCUGGGCUGCUAGUGACAAUGCUGUGCUCUGCCAGCCAUCAAGAGAGACCAGCCCCAUCACCUUCAAUUUUUAUAUUGUGAUAAAAGAGAAACAGAAAGCACGGCCUAUUCUCAUGCUGGCUCAUUCAGAUACUUCGGACAAACCUGGACAGCCACGCCAGAGAGGCCCCGGAGCGAAAAGCACCAGAGAAAAGCCAGUUCUUCCUAUCCUGCAUAACAGACUCAGCGUGCUCAGCCUGCCGCAAGUAGUGCCCAGCUACUGUAACCACUGCUUUCUCAACAGUGAUACUGUUUCAUUUUUCCUUCGGUUGAUAUGACACUAUAUAAUUUUCUUUUCAGUUCCUCAGUUGCAUCUACUUAUCUAGCACAGUUUAGAAACUUGUCUGAGACCGAUGCUAUCAGUCUAGCAAAGAUCACAGGCCUGCUUGGUGAUGCGUCUGUCCCUCAGAAUCCUUUACAGCCCCCCAAUCCCCUGUAUAAAUUGGACAGCUUAGGAAAUUUAAACUUUAGGUGAUCUUUUUAUUUUAUUUUAAGCAGCAGACUUAAAAAAAUGAGCCCAGACCUUUAAAGAUUAUUACAUAAAUCGUCAGUGGGCAUGUCUUUUAAGGAGGUAGCUUUUUACCACACUACCGGACAUUACCUAUGGGUCCAGACCCUGCAGGCUGGUGUCCCUGGAGUGCCUAAUGCAGUCAAUUCCAACCUCCUUGGAGGGGAAAGGUUUCCUGGUGCUGUGCUGCUGUGCACAGAUGCAGGUAGGUGAGCUGGCCCUGGUGGAGAGCAUUGCAACCUCAGACUCAGCACUGCUUCCAUAUUUGGUUUAGCUGGAACCUUUUCACCCAUGGAAUGUAAGUAGUCUUUGUCAACAAUAAAUGGUAAUACUAAAUUUUUUUUUAAUUUAUUUUCAAACACCACUACUUCUAGAUCAAACCUCUUCUGGUUCAUUACCCAUCCCUCUUUUUUUAAAACAAAAAGGAGAAUAUUUGUAAUGCUUGUAAAUCUGGGCAAAAAUCUGAAGACCUAAAAAUCUCUUUAUAUUAAACUAUUGAUCAAUAAACAGCUACUAAGAAAGUCUUUUUCCAGUUGAGCAGUAACUGAAGAAGGCUGUGAGGAAGGGAUGUGGCAGCUGGGGGAGUCAGACUGAAGAUUAAAAUAGGGGAUUACUUUUUUUGUGUGUGGUUAUUUGAAACAGGGUUUCUCAGCCUUGGUUUACUGUCCCGAAACUCGCUUUGUAAACCAGGCUGAUCUCAAAUUCAGAGAUCCACCUUCCUUCUGAGUGCUGGGAUUGAAGUCCUGCACCACCAUGCUGACGAAAUUCACUUUUAAAGGCCACAUGUAUGAAAAAUUAAUGGCAUAUAUUCAACAUGAAUGCAGCAAAAUGAGACAUUUUAUCUUCAAAAUAAAAAUCUGCCAUAAGCCAGUAGUUCCCUUUGAGACUCCCUAGUGCACAGACUGUUAGGCAAAUCAUACUCAAAUAUUUUCACCAACUGGGGACCAAGUAUUCAAAUACAUGAGCAUGUGGAAGCCAUUCUGAUUCAUACCCACAUGGCUUACAGGGACACAGGUACCUUGCCAACUGAAGAAUACGACUAAACCACUGAUGAAAAUCGUCCUUCCUCCAGUAACCACACCUGCCUAUAGAUCCUCCUGUGCCCCUUUUGCAGCCAGACAUCUGAACUGAAAGGAGCACGCCAGCCCAGCCCUCCUGCAGAGCUCAUUCUCUGUGGCCCAUGCUGCUGUGUUCUCUGAACGCUUUUCAUUUAACUUUUACCCACAAGAUGUGCUUCAUGGCUCCUGAUGAGCUAGAGAGCACUAGAGGUUACAUUUUGAAGAUACUACACAGUAUUUCUGAGUCAGGAUCUCUGAGCUUCAGACACCAAGGCACAAUGGCUACACAGACCCCUUUACCUCUUUAGGCUAGGGAUGGUUUUAUCUCCCUGCCCUUGCAUGUUUUAUUGUCCUGUAAAAGUUAUUUCACUGAACUUCCUCGGACACUUUUGACCUUGUCCUCACAGGAUCUUUGUUGAUACUUAAAAACUCAACAUGCCCACUUAUUCAGAAGUGUUCAAGUGUCCUUUAGAAACUUUGGCAAUACUUAAAAAUGGGGGGAGGAGGACCCAAGAAGAUGAAAUGCCAGUUGACAAGUAAAUGGAUUUGAAUAUUGUGGUGUAUUUCCCAAUAUAACAUUAUACAAAAUAAGAGCAAACUAACUGAUUAUUGCCAUAGUCAACAACAGAUAUGCUUGGGUAAGCAAUGUUAAAUCCAUUUAAGCAAAAAAGUUUGUGUGUGUGUGUGUAUGAAAAUAACUCAGGCACGGCUUUGACACUCUUUAACAGCAAUAAAGUCAAUACAAAUGGAGUCUAAAA
This is a messenger RNA of Arvicola amphibius (Eurasian water vole), 4405 nucleotides long. It is a transcript of the gene Stau1, whose product is annotated as staufen double-stranded RNA binding protein 1. The transcript is spliced from 13 exons. Lineage: Eukaryota; Metazoa; Chordata; Mammalia; Rodentia; Cricetidae. The coding region runs from base 383 to 1870 and encodes 495 amino acids. The record is from RefSeq and is a predicted model, not a curated record.